Molecule: messenger RNA, 1564 nt
Organism: Solanum verrucosum
Lineage: Eukaryota; Viridiplantae; Streptophyta; Magnoliopsida; Solanales; Solanaceae
Exons: 15
Coding region: 26-1351 (441 amino acids)
Source: RefSeq, a predicted model, not a curated record
CCUCGCAUUGGAUUUGAUUUGGGGUAUGGAGUCUCGUCACGCCUCCCUUGGUCGUCGAACGUUGGAAGAAAUUCGUCAAAAGAGAGCAGCAGAGAGAUUAAGCAAGACAUCUUCUGGACCAGAUCUUGCUAAACCUGAGGAUUUGGGGAUUACAAAAUCUCAGAGUGCAACUCGCUUAUCAGAGAAUGAUAUCACUGCCUUAGUUUCUCAAUUGAAAGUUGUGCAAAAACAAAACACACAACUAGAUGAAGAAAAUAGAGCACUCGCCUCAAAGCUUCAGACAAAAGAAGUUGAGAACAACAUGUUGCAAAAACGUCUUAAUGAUCUGGAGCAAAUCACUAUACCUUCAUUAAGAAAAGCACUCAAGGAUGUUGCCAUGGAAAAGGAUGCAGCAGUUGUUGCACGAGAGGAUCUUUCAGCUCUGCUUCGUACAAUUAAGAAACGCUUGAAGGAAGUAGAAGAGGAACAGUAUCGGGCUGAAGAGGAUGCGGGAUCUCUAAGAGCAGAACUAAACUCAUUACAGCAGCAAGCAAUGACCGGUCCUGUUAGUGGUUUAACUUCAAUGAUUUUUCCGCCAGAUCAUAUGCAAGCUAUGGAGAAGGAGCUAGCAAAUUUAAAAUCUCAAUUAGAGCAAGUGACCCUGUUGACGCAACAAGAAAGACAGCAGUUAGCGGAGGAGAAAGCGCAUGUAUCUGCACUAAGUUCUCAAAGGCAGGAUUUGGAAGAGAAGCUUGCUGUUAUGUCCAAAAAGGUCUCAGGUGAAGUCACCGGAAAGGCAUCCCAGAAGACAUUCUCAGAGGAAGACAAGGUGAGGCUUGAAAAGCAAUUACAUGAUAUGGCAGUGGCUAUUGAAAGAUUGGAAAGUAGCCGGCAGAAACUUCUAAUGGAGAUUGAUUCACAAUCCUCAGAGAUAGAGAGAUUAUAUGAGGAAAAUUCUAAUCUUUCUUCUGCUCAUCAAGAAGCUUUAGGGGUGGCGGUGCAGUGGGAGAAUCAGGUCAAAGAUUGUCUCAAGCAAAAUGAGGAGCUUCGUGUUAUGUUAGAUAAGUUAAGGAAUGACCAAACUGCAAUAGCAACUGCAAACAACAACCUGAUCCAGCAAGGCGUCAAAGGCAGCAAAAAUGAAAUUCAAGGCACAGAAUAUGCUGACAUCAUCUCCAUCAAGGGUUCGCUAGCUGAAGAGCAGAGCAAAAUAGAAGCCUUGUCUGCUGAAAUCUUGCAGCUUAAUGCACGGCUCCAGCAGGCCAUACAAGCAUACAAUGGUCUCACUCGCAUCUAUAAACCUCUUUUAUGGAACAUUGAGAAUAGUCUCGUCAAGUUGAAACAAGAUAGCAGCACCGUAAGAGUUCAGUGAAGGUGUAACAUUUUAAGUGGUACGUGAAGUUGAUAACCUACUACAUCAAGGUUCAUUAUCACAACCAUUCGUUAUAACAACAUUUUACUAUAACGAUUGACAAGUAAUUUUUCAUCUUAUAUUUUACUUCUCUGUAACAACGUGUUCUACCUAUAAGAACAAUGACAUUCAUACAUUGCGGUGCACUUUUUAUAAAAUUACAUAUGAUAUGUA